This is a messenger RNA of Syngnathus acus (greater pipefish), 1417 nucleotides long. It is a transcript of the gene cln8, whose product is annotated as CLN8 transmembrane ER and ERGIC protein. The record is from RefSeq and is a predicted model, not a curated record. Gene Ontology annotation, biological process: lipid homeostasis. The transcript is spliced from 3 exons. Bases 143 to 1018 code for a protein of 291 amino acids. Gene Ontology annotation, cellular component: membrane; endoplasmic reticulum. NCBI's taxonomy places the organism in Eukaryota, Metazoa, Chordata, Actinopteri, Syngnathiformes, Syngnathidae.
CCGGUUUGUAGAUCACAUGACCAAAUUGAAGUCGUGUGACGAGAGACGUAAAUACGACUGCGAAUAGUAUUCUGAUUUAUGUACAGUGUAUUGCACGAUAUGUCUCUUUCAAACUACUGAGCUAAUACCUCUUCUCACAACCAUGGAUCCUGGACAGCAGCUACCUCCAUCUGAUGCCACCUCCCAGCCCACUGAAGAAUACUUUCCAUGGGAUCUUCGAUUCCAACUGAUUGCCUUGGGUUUUGCUUUCUAUGCAUCAAUAUUCCUCCUCGCUCACCUCCUGUCUUCAUCACUGACCCAUACAUACAAUUGCUUGCAAGCCAAAGAGAAGAUUUUCUGGAACCUUGCCGCUACCCGUGCAGUAUUUGGCAUCCAGAGUUCAGUUGCUGGUUUGAGAGCACUUACUCAGGACUCUGGAUUGAGCAGAGACAUAGUGAACGGGCAAGAGGACUGGUCGUGGUUUAAUCUCCUCACAGCCACGGGGUUCUUUAUAUUUGAAAAUGCAGCAUUCCAUACCUAUAGUUUGGCGUUUCGGUCACUUGACUUUGCCCUGGCAACGCACCAUUUCUUCGCCUUGGCAGGAUAUGGAGGAGGAGUGAUGUCAGAUUCCAUGGGCCACUUUGUGCCAAUGGUGGUGCUACUUCUGGAAAUGAGCACACCAUUCACGUGCAUAUCCUGGAUGCUGCUGAAGGCUGGAUGGGCCAGAAGUCUGUUUUGGAAAGCCAACCAAUGGAUGAUGAUCCACAUGUUCCAUUGUCGCAUUGUUCUCACAUACUACCUUUGGUGGGUAAGCUUUAAAAACUGGGGCGCGAUCAACAACAACUUCCCCCUGGCAUUACGUCUCAUCUUCUACAUCGGCCUGGGCCUGCUCACCGUUGUCAUGAAUCCGUUUUGGACCUACAAGAAGACCAUGCAGCUGUUCAACCCCGUCGAUUGGAACUUUGGCAAUAAGCCGGCACCUGGAAACAACACCAAAGAGGAUCAGGCUGAUGUUGCUGCCAAGCCUCAUGUAAGCUGAGAAGCAACAGGAAAGUUGGUUACCUGGUUGUUUUAUUUACUUUAUCUUCUUCGCAUUAACUUGUUUCGCACAUUUGUAUUUUGUUAAUUAACACAAAUAAUUUCCGUAGACCUGCUAGUCUAGUCUAAAACAUGGUAUCCUGCUUGAUAUUGUGAAAUAUGUAUGUAGCAGCCAAAUCCACCUGUUUUUAUCGAUCUCAGGGAGCGGCCAUUUUGCCACUUUCCGUCAACUGUAAAUUAUUUCGACACCCACCGUUGGGAAACAGUGCGUUACUGAAAUUGGCCAUUAGGAAAUUCAGAGUGAAAUGAAAACGGAGUGCCAGCACGCGCACUUGACGCUCCGAUUGAGAUGGUGCGCCAGUGCUGGCCGUGUUAAAAAAUGAAUGGUAGCAGAGUGCAC